AUUCCGUUUAUCAGGGAGGCCGGCCGAGACCGGGACCUCGGGCUCGGAGGGUCACGCGUUCGGGCGACGCUCCUCUCCUGCGCUCCAGCAGCCACUCCCGUCUCCCCCGCCUCUGCAUUUACCGUGUCGCGGACGCAGAUGCCCACGUCUCCGCGGUCCGUGCUCCACUCACCGCGCCCGCCUGCGACCGCGAGCUCUAUAUCCGUCCAACACAGCCAGAGUGCGCACGAUCCCACUGCCACUGCCCACUGCUGUGCUACCAACAGUAGCUAGCAAAACCAUGGAUGCGGACGCUCCGGCGACGGCGACGCCAUCCAGGAAGCCGGCGUCCCACUCCCUCCCGCCGCCGCCCGCACUGUUCGCCGCCCGCGCGCGCUCCCGGGUUGCCGACCUGGGUGCCGGCGCAGCGUUCCCAGCCCCCCCACCUGACACGCCGCCGCGCCGCUCGCCCAUCACCGUGCCGUUCCUCUGGGAGGAGGCGCCCGGGAAGCCCAAGGCGCUGCCCGCCGCCGCGACACCGGCUGCAGCCAACGCCGGCUCCUUUACCGAAGUCGCCGGUCGGCGUCAGGACAGAGGCCACGCGGACCUGCCUCGCCCCCUGCCGCUGAAGCUGCCCCCGCGGCUACAGCAGGCGGCGUCGUCGUUCGCCGCGGCGGACACCCCGCUGUCCCCCAAGACCGUGCUCCAGGGCGGCAGGAGGCGGCCGAGGUGGGCCCGGAGAGGCGCCUCUGCCUUCCGGAGGACGCCGAGCGCCGGCGGGGGACUCUUCUCUCGAAACUGGAGCAAGCCCACGGCGGCGGCAAGCAACAAGAACGGAGACGGUGACCAUGAGCGGGACGCGGCGGGCCCAGACGCCCCGUGGUGCUCCCCGGCGUCCUCGUCCUCUUCCUCAUCCGCCUCCACCUGCUUCGGCGUCGACGGCCACGGCCACGGAGGUCGCGCGAGGCCCGCCGACGGACGGGAGGUCUGCUCGGAGGAGGACGACGGCUCCCCGAGGGGCUCGGUGAGGAUCACGAGGUUUAGGCGGAACCGGAGCCUCCCCAGCAUGACCACGUCUAACCUCUGGGCAAGCAUCCGUAGGAGCGUCAAGCAAAUCACCCCAUGGAGCUAGAACUUCGGCGACUGGUACCGGCACUACUAGAAAUAAUCGCGAGCGCCGAACUGCAACCUGCGGUGCUCAAUGGACGCCGUGAAGAGUACAGGCUCAACUCAACAAGCCUGUAGGUAGGCGCUCAAUGUAACAUUGUGACUUGGCCCGAAAGAGAACAUAUUCGGUGUAUACCAGACUUUGAUACAUAUAUGGUACAUAUAAACUAAUAAAGUUUACAAAAAAA
Molecule: messenger RNA, 1334 nt
Organism: Zea mays
Lineage: Eukaryota; Viridiplantae; Streptophyta; Magnoliopsida; Poales; Poaceae
Exons: 2
Coding region: 281-1111 (276 amino acids)
Source: RefSeq, marked validated